This is a messenger RNA of Fulvia fulva, 696 nucleotides long. RefSeq lists its product as uncharacterized. The record is from RefSeq and is a predicted model, not a curated record. NCBI's taxonomy places the organism in Eukaryota, Fungi, Ascomycota, Dothideomycetes, Mycosphaerellales, Mycosphaerellaceae. The coding region runs from base 1 to 696 and encodes 231 amino acids. The transcript is spliced from 2 exons.
AUGCCCGUGCGAUGGGACCUCCUCACAGUCUCCUCGAACGACUCAAAGCCAAGUGCUGGUAAGAAGCGAGACACCAAGCACACCAUCAAGAAGGAGGGCCAGGACCGCAAGUGCAAGACGAUGGGCUGCGAGAACACUGCUCCUGUGAAUGGCCAAUUCGGGUUUCUGUGUCGAGCAUGCUACAAGGCUAAGGCUGCAAAUCGGCAAUGCGCGACACCGUUUUGUUCGAACUCGGUUCCCGAGGGAGGUAUCACCGGCGACGUGUGCACGACUUGCGUCCAGGACGAUAAGUUGGGCGACAUGAACAUCCGCAAGUGCGUCGGAAAAGAUUGCAACAAGCCAACACCUCAGGGCGGCCCUGGCGGGAAUUACUGCAAGCAAUGCUACGGCAAGGUGCGUAGCGCCGAAUUGAAGGCGAGGUCUCGCGUCAAGGCUGAAGUGUCUGCUUCAGGGCGACCGAUCUGCGAAUUCCCAGACUGCGACAAUGCCGUCCCAGCGGACACAAAGGCAAGCCGCCGCUGCGUAGAGCACAAGGGCAGACGCAUGCCUGCUGCUAGCAGGAGCCAGAAGCCGAAAGUCGAAGACGAUCAGCCUCGUAGUACUGUUGGCGAGCUCGAAACAGGAGGCUCGGCGGUGAUAGUUGAGGCUGAGGAGAAAUCCACACUUAGCAACGACAUGUCGACAUUUCUGUACUGA